AUGGGGUUCGCGCAAGAGCACAACCCCCAUAACAUGACUGCCGACUGGCAGUCCAAGGACCCUUCAACAUGGAACAUUUAUCAAAAGUUCAUCGAUGCCAUUGACAUCACGCCCAUCAUCCCGGGCAAGCCGCCGCCCGUCUUCGCCAAGACGGACAAGAUGCCCUUCAUGGCCCAGUGGUCGCAGCACCUCUUCAUCAUCACCUACGCCGCCAUCCCCUUGCUGCUGCACCAGGCCUACGUGUCCUUGACCGGCCAGCCGCUCAGCAAGGCGGCCGUCAUCUUCCUGUACAACCUCGCCUACGUCCUGGUCGCCGUCCGCGAAGUGCGCAUGCUGCGCAGGCUCACCUACAAGUUUGGCUGUCUCGACGGCGACGUCGCCGACCGCGACGGCAUUCCCAACUCGGGCAGCGGCAAGAUCAUUGGCGAGAUGCACAAGACGGCCGGCUUCCGCAUCAUCAUGGCCACCUGGAUCGCCUACGAACCGGGCCUGACCCCGCUCGCCUUCUUCAGCAAGCCGGACAUUUGGGCGCCGCUCGUCUUGAAGCUCGCCCUCUACGGCCCCAUUCUCGACUUCUUCUUCUACACCUACCACCGUGCCUGCCACGAGGUACCCUGGCUGUGGAAGUACCACCGCACGCACCACCUCAACAAGCACCCCACGGCGCUGCACUCGGGCUUCGCCGAUGACGAGCAGGAGAUUAUCGAAAUCGUCAUCGUGCCCUUCCUGACCUACGCCACCCUCUGGGCCCUCGGCCUCAAGCUCAACUUUUACGAGUGGUGGGUGUGCUUCGAGUACGUCACCUACUCCGAGAUUUUUGGCCACAGCGGUCUUCGCAUCUACGGCACUGUGCCGUCGCCCAUUACCCCGGUGCUCUCCUACCUUGGCAUGGAGCUGGUGCUCGAGGAUCACGACCUCCACCACCGCAGAGGCUGGAAGAAGAGCUUCAACUACGGCAAGCAGACGCGCGUCUGGGACCGCAUCUUUGGCACCUGCACUGACCGCAUCGAGGCCAAGCCUGACAACGUCGACUUUUCCAACAAGGCUCACAUGCCUCUCUUUUAG
Beauveria bassiana ARSEF 2860 is the source of this 1065-nucleotide messenger RNA. RefSeq names its product fatty acid hydroxylase superfamily protein. Gene Ontology annotation, biological process: ergosterol biosynthetic process. NCBI's taxonomy places the organism in Eukaryota, Fungi, Ascomycota, Sordariomycetes, Hypocreales, Cordycipitaceae. The record is from RefSeq and is a predicted model, not a curated record. The transcript has a single exon. Gene Ontology annotation, molecular function: C-4 methylsterol oxidase activity; iron ion binding. The coding region runs from base 1 to 1065 and encodes 354 amino acids.